CUUAAUCAGACAUUUGAUGUAAAAUGGUUUUUAAGUAUAAUUUUACAUUCAAAGGAAGUCUAAUUCUACACUUCCACUUUUAAGAAUAUAUAAAUGUUUAGUUUGUCUUUGUUUAACUAUUAAUUAAAAUGCAUAAUAUGAUUCUUAUUAAUUUAAUUAAUCACUUAAGAAAUAAUCGUAAAAACUAUACUCAAAUAAUAAAAUAACACUUACAUUGUAACAAAUAUACUAUAGAAUAACACAUAAUAUGAAAGCCAGAGAGCUGUGUUUUAAAUGGCGCAUGACGUUCAAUGACGAUGAGUGGUGUGCCUUGCGCCAUGCGCCAUGGCGCAAUAAAGCGAUCGCCAUGCAAACUAGGCUAGAAAAUACAUUAUAUAUAUAGAAACUUAGAAAAGCUACAAAGAAAUUUAAACUAAAUGCAUUAGCAUUUGACAAAACCAAUUCAAAAUCCAAUCAUUCAAAACCAUAACUCAAAUCCAAUUGUUCAAAACAGGAACACCAAAGACAAAUAGCUAAAUGUAAGAAACGAAAGUAAACAUGUGUUCACAAACAUGUUACUAACACAGCGAAGAACCAAAAAUCAAUAUGGAACAUGUUAAAAAACGUGUUACGUAACUGUGAAUCUAUGAUCAAACAAUCAAAUAUAAACAGUGGAAAUUCAACUAUGGAUAUGUGACCAAAGCAAAAAAAGAAAACAAAUGAAUUCUAAGGUGAGACAUAGAAAAAAAGACAGAGAUGAACUGAGAAGAAGAGAGUCGAGAGAUAAGUGAGAAGAAGAGAGUCGAGAGGGAAAUGAGAAGUCAAAACACCGUGAGAUUUCUAAGGUGCGCCUUUUAAUCGCCUUUGACACCAUUGACUUAAGGCAAAGGCACACCAUGGCGAGCGCUUUGCGGAACCACCCUCGCCUUAGAGGUCUAUGGCAUUAGGGCCUUCGCCUUGGUGCGCCUUGCGCCAUGGGGACAACGCUCACCUUUUUAAACCAAGCUAGAGAGUAUUGAAUAAAAGCUAUAAAUUAUAUUUUUAGCUUUUUCUAAUUCUUGUUUUGAGUUUUUUUUAUUGAAUCAAAGCAUGUACUUUAAAGUCCUUUUGUCCUCUUUUCAAGUUUUAUAAUGCUUUAGAAGAGAAUGAGUUAUUUUGAAUGCAAACGAGUAACUAAAGAUGCAUAACUCUAUGCAGAUGAAUCAGAAGUUUGGCAAUGGAUAUAAGACCUCUCAUCUAUGGACUAAAUUCAUUUUUGGAUACAGGAUCUGAGGAUCAAGAAUUGCGUUAUCUUUCAAAGACUCGAACUGAAGAAGAUGAGACGUCGUGUCUGUUUCCAUCUCCUUCUCAUGUCUUGUUUGUGCAUUCACGGACGUUGUGUCUUUUUCACUCGUCCGCUUCUUUGUCUAUUUCUCCUUCCGCGCUUGAAGAUGCUGCCGGCGGUGGAUUUUGCCGGGUUGGUGAUGCUUCUUCGCCAGUGGACUAAUUUUUGCAAGUAUUAAUCUAUACAUGAAUCAGACCCAAAUCAAAUAUCUUAUAUUCGUAUGAUAUUCGAAUUAAUUUUAGAAGACUAUUCGAAGUAACUGCAGUUUCUUGAGUAGGAGAGGAGGAAAGCUUGCAGAUUCUCUUCUCUUUUGGUUUAGUACGAGAUAAAAAAACUUAAAUGUACCGAGAAUAUCCUUUUACCAAAACCUAAACUACUUUGGUAAAACCUACCGAUAUACAUAAAUACACAAGUAUAUAUUAUUCUAUUACGUCUAUCAUAAUCUAAAUUAAAUAUUUUUUUUUUCAUAUUUCAAGGUAGAUUGUGUAUGUAUCAACAAAAAAAUAUCAUAACAAUCCGUCUUAACCCAUAACUCAAUAAGAACUUCAAUAUUUUCUGUGAUUAUUUAAUCUGCGUGGCAAAAACUCAAAACUAAAGACUAGAGAGAUAAAAAGCCAGAGAGCGAGAGAGAGGGGGAAAGAGUAAAAAAGAAUCUACAGAAUUCAAACGUAUUGGUUCAAUCUCUUAGAUUUUCUUUUCUUUAGUUGUUCAUUCUUCAAAUAAAUCUCUCUCUUAUUUACCUUAAUCAGUAUUUUUCCAUUAAUAUCUAAGAUCUCAGAUUAUCUUUCCAUCAAGAUAUAUAUAUUCUCUUUCUUUUUUUUGUUUUCUGGUAAUUCAGCUUUUCCAUAGUCAUGGACUCCUCUGGCAUCAACAGGGAAAACAGCAGCGAAAGCCAUGAAGAAGGGCAGAAUCCAACUCCGGCAGCGAAUCAACUAGGUGCCACUCAGUUGCAACCUUCUCAGCCUCAACCCAAUUACUCUCGCAGAUUUCUAGAUGAACGGCUAUCUAGAUUCCCCAGUGGUGCUGAUCUGCAAACCCUAGAAUCCUCCUUCGGUUCGCUCUCCUUUGCCGAUUCAAGUGUUCCUCCGUUUCUUGAAAACCGUUGGACCAAUGGAUCGUCUUCGUCGUCGUCACUACAAUACCAAGAGAUCAAUGGCGCCCCUGGCUAUAAUGCUUAUGCAGGGAGAUGGGAUAGUAUUUAUAGGAAUCCUAACACUAACAGUGGUGUUUUCCGAAACGGAUACUCGCAAGACGUUCCUUCUUUGUCAAGAGGUCGUCAGUGGGGUUCCAACAAUGGACUAGGUUAUGUAAGGAACGAUAGUUCUUGGAGGAGCAACCAAGGGUUCUUGAACAACCAUGAUCAGUCUCUGUAUUUCGGGAACCCUAGAACGAGAUCGAUUGCUUCGCUUGCUAAAGAUCAGAGUUCCAGUGCUGAGUUGCAGAGGAAGAUCUCCGAGGGUUCCAAGGAGACCAUCGAUGUGGUUUUCGAGGGUGUUAUCUUUCACGUCUGUGACUUGAUGGUUGACCCUUACGGCCAUCACGUUCUCAGGAAGCUUAUGGAGAGGUGCACCUCUGAACAGAUCUCUCAGAUUGUUGAUGUCAUCACUCAGCAACAGUUUCUAUUUGUUAAAAUUUGUACUGAUCCUGUCGGAGCCCUUUCGGUGAAGGCGCUGUUGAGGUGUCUUCAAAAUGAGGAACAAAUUUUGCAUAUAGUGCGAGUUGUCAGCUGGGGAGCACUUGUAUUGACAAGGAGCAGCAAUGCAGUUGUGAUUCUCCAAUGCUUCAAGCAGUUUCCUCCCUCGCACACUAGGGAGCUUCUUGCAGUUAUCGCUCAGAACUGUUUGCAGAUAGCAACUGAUGAAUAUGGCUGCCGCAUGCUUCAACAAUGUCUUCAAACUGGUUGUAACGUGGUAAAGCAAAGAUUGAUUCAGGAGAUAAUCGCGAACGCGUUGAGACUCUGCGCUAACUCCUACGGAAACUACGUGGUGCAGUAUCUACUGGAGCUCGGUGAUACAAAUGUAACAGUUUUGCUCCUAAAACAGCUGCUAGGGAACUACGCGUUCCUCGCCCGUAACAAAUUUGCAAGCCAUGUUGUGCAAAAGUUCUUGAAAAUCGAGUAUAUCGACCCUAGCUUCAUCGUAUACGACUUGCUUAAAGAUAUUGAUACACUUCUUCUUGAUCCGUUUGGAAACUAUGUCAUUCAAACGGCAUGGUUUGUAUGUAAGGAGGAGUUGCGCAUGCUCUUGAUGAUGCAUAUUAAUCGUAAUAAACGAUUGAUGAGGUGCAACAUGUAUGGGAAUAAAAUUCUGGAGAGUCUCAAUCUCUAGAGGGGAGAAAGAAUUAAGAAUGUAUUUGCUUCAGGUUUUCUUAUGCCAUUGGUUUGUAUCUUUGACUUAAUCGUCGUUGGGUUUUUUAGGUGAGUGUUUUGUGGUGGGUUUGUUCUGUGAAAUCAUACACCAUUAUAUGUCCUGUAUUGGGAGAUUUGUCUUGGUGUUUGUCUUCUUUAGCAACUCUGUCUGUAAAAGACUCCGACUACUAAAUGUAUGUGUUUGUUGUUUUUAUUCUUGUUUUGCUUCACUGCUUACUUCGUUCAACCUAUUAUUCUUCGAUUAUUAUUGUCUCUUGUUCCAUUUACAAUACGUACUUAUAUAUGCUUUUGAUGAAAUUUGUUUGAGAAUGCUUUGGGCUUUUUUUGUGUUCUUAUUUUUUCAAAAAAUAUUGUUACUACACUAGUGUUUUGAUAAGAGAUCUCCAGUUGAAGAUACUCUUUGAAUAUCUAGAUAUUUUUUUAAAAAAGGGAAAUUAGCAUGAAUCUAUAAAAAUAUUAUAUCUCAGGUACAAUCGACAAAUCUGUCAUAAACUCUGUUUGUACCUCCUUCUUCCUCUCAAAGAAGGUGAUUGGAAAUCAUUCUGGUGCAUAAGUCGCUUGGUUGGAUCUCUCUGCCCCGACACCAAGGAGAGAAUUAGGGAUCCGUAACAUUGAGGUUUAGAGUGAAAAUAUGCUGUAAAGCUUAUUUGGAUGCUCUUUUUUAGAGCUGGAUCUAUUUGGAUCGCUUAUGAGGAGGCAUACAUACCUAAAUCAUGCUCAUCUUUGGUCUCUAAAUGAGAAACCUAUAACUUUUCUUGGAUGUUUCAGAGAUUACUCAAGCUAACCAUUGCAGUUUAGAGUUUAAGUUUUGAAUUAUUUUCUUAAGCAUUAGUAAAGAGAGUUAUUCUUUAUACUUGAUCAUAUUCGAUUCUUGAGUUUUAGAGAACAUGUGAGUGAGAAUCUUCUUUCGUCGUUACUGUCUCCUCCGUCGGUGUGACCUCACGUCCACCAACGAGAAUCUUCUUCUUCCUUUCUCCUCUUUCUUUCUGCCAUGGCUACGAUGGUGCUUGCUCGGUUUUCAGCCACGACGAGUCUGGUUCCCGAUCCAGACAAUAUACUGCUUUGUGCAGUUUUCAAUCGUGUCAUAUUCUCGGGGAGAACCCAUUGUUACCUUUUGCUGGACCCUUCGCUUCUUUCAUCAAGCGUUCACAAGGUUUGGGUUCCUUAGUCUAUUGGAGUAAAUCACUUAUAUUGGAACCUUGCCUUUUGUUAGGUUUUAAUUAUCUCAAUAAGAGUCUCCUUUUACUCUGGAAUGAGAAUGUUGUGCUCUCUUUGAAGCUCUUUUUACGUCAGUUUGAGGAUGUUGCAGGCUCUGUGAGUUUCAUUAACCUCACUAUGAAGCUUAAUUUCAGACUUCAUAAAGCAGGGCUUUGUCGCCUGAGUUUGUAGCUGUAAGGUCCCCAAUUGUUCAUGUUAAAAAUUUAAAAUCCUUCCGACUGAUUCGGUGAAUGGAAUGUGGUUUCAAGCUCUAAAAAUUGGAGGUUUUGAGUGGUCUAUCUAUGGAAAGGGUGAAGCCCAUGACUCCCAAGGCUCCUCUAUUAGUUUGAGCGCAGGCUCGUCCCUUGCCAACGAAGCUAUAAAAAUGCUUGAAACUCUUCAAUUUGGACAGACUCGUAGACUCUCAAGUCUCAUCAGUUAAUUUUGAACUCUAUUGUCCUCUUCUCUGCUAUGCGUUCAUGGCUGGACAUGAUUAAGAUCACAUGUCUUCUUUUCAGAAACCUUGUCACUCUUUUCACUCCACUAUCUUGUAGUUUUAAUCAAUGCACGACCACUUGAUUUGCUGUUGCUUUCGUGUUGUAUCCAAACUAUGUUCUUUGAUUACUCAGUUCACUGUACCACAUCACAAAAAAGCAUGAGCAUACAAAAAUACUCUGUGAAGAUGGUCAGAAUUCUACAUAUAUUAUUUUGUUAACUCUCACAUCUGUUUUUUUUUUUAAUUUCUAUUAUUUUUAGUACGAUAUUCAUCUAAGAAUUAACCAAUAAAAAUGCCUGUAGAUUUCAAUUUUAUUUUCUUUUAUAUAUAUAUAUAUACAUACAAUACAUUAGUUCAUGAGUGUAAUGAGUCAUUACAUACAUAUUUAUCUAAAUAAUUUAACUGUUUAUAUAUUUUCUCUAUACUGUUUCAUAUUUAUCUUUACAUGUUUGCUUAUUUUGUGAAAGAUUUCUGUUACAAAAAUAUUCGUUAUAUAUUUGCUUUUUUACAUGGGUUAAUUAUGAAAUUACAAACUAUGAAAAACAUUAAUAAAUCUUUAGGUCAAACCAUUGGACCAAUUGGGCUUCCACUAUUCAAUAUAUUUGCUAUUCGUGUUUUUUGUAUACACACAAAAUAUGUAUGCAAUUCCAUUGGUGGAGUUUUUAUAGUUUUGAUAAUAUAAUUAAAUAAAAAUGAAUAGUGUUAGAAAAGUUCGAAUACUUUAGAUAAUUUUGGUUGGAUUUUCCAUAAUUUUAAGAAAUUCUUAAUUAAAUACUAGUGUAUAUAUUAAGAACCUUGUGGUUAGAACUCCCAUUUGAUAUGCUCUUAGAUACAUGGAAUCUAAAAUGUGCCAUGUUUGAAAUUACGCCCAACGCAAGUCGGAGGGUAGACAUGGAUUUAGAGAAUUAAUGAAAAAUUGGAAUUUAAGCAUGGAUUAAUCAAGGAUUAGUUUCUAAGAUUUUUGCAUAUUCGUAUCUAUAUAAAAUCUAACUUUUCUUUGGAAUUACUAUAGAACGUAGUAGCUCAGUUGGUUUCUGGAGGUUUUAAUAGUCUUUUGACCUGAAGGUUUUAAUAGUCUUUUGACCGCGAGUUUGUAUUCUGGAGAGAGCUUUUUUUAAGUAAUUUUUCUUUUCUUUUAAUUGAAGUGCAUUAAAGUAAUUUUGCAAUUAUCUUCCUUCUCUUAAAAACUGUAACUUUCUGUUUUCAAACUGGAUUUCCUCUAUUUUUCUUCCAUAAUUAUCACUUUUUCAUCUAUUUUUAUUCAGUUUACUUAAAUUUCAAUAGAUCCGACAAAAGAACAUCUUUUCUAGCUUA
Molecule: messenger RNA, 6678 nt
Organism: Brassica napus (rape)
Lineage: Eukaryota; Viridiplantae; Streptophyta; Magnoliopsida; Brassicales; Brassicaceae
Product: pumilio homolog 14
Exons: 5
Coding region: 2155-3630 (491 amino acids)
Biological process (GO): post-transcriptional regulation of gene expression
Cellular component (GO): cytoplasm
Molecular function (GO): mRNA binding
Source: RefSeq, a predicted model, not a curated record